Messenger RNA from Podarcis lilfordi (Lilford's wall lizard), 21642 nucleotides. Lineage: Eukaryota; Metazoa; Chordata; Lepidosauria; Squamata; Lacertidae. The record is from the annotation of a GenBank genome assembly.
AUGCCUAGCCUGGUAGUGUCAGGGAUAAUGGAAAGGAACGGGGGCUUCGGGGAUCUGGGCUGCUUCCCAGGGAGCAGCAAGGACAGGGCGCUGCUGGAGGAUGACCGGGCGCUGCAGCUGGCCCUGGACCAGCUCUGCCUACUGGGCUUGGGGGAGCCUUCGGCCGCCGCCGCGCCCUCCGCCUCGGCCCUGGGGGUCGGUGGCGGGGCGGUGGAGGACGGCAGCAGCAACCAGCCGGCGCAGCCCCCGGCGCCGCCCCCGCCGCAGCAGCAGCCCCAGCCGCCUCAAGCGCCCCUGCCACAGCCGCCGCCGCCUCCUCCUCCUCCGCCAGCUUCAGCUUCAGCAGCGCAGCAGCAGCAGCCCCCGUCGCAGGCGGCUCCCAAAGGCUCCUCGGCGGCGGCGGUGGCCGUGAUCCCACCGCCGCCGCCGCCGCCACCCGCGCCCCCGACCGGCGCCGCCGCCGCCGAGGCCGGCAAGCUCUGCGUCCUGUACAAAGAAGCCGAGCUGCGCCUCAAGAGCAGCUCCAACACCACCGAGUGCGUCCCGGUGCCCAGCUCCGAGCACGUGGCCGAGAUCGUGGGCAGGCAAGGUGAGCGCUCCGCGCGCGAGAGAGGCUCGCCGGACGGGACUGCAGUGGGGAGGGGGCCGCGCUCCUCCGCGUUGCCCAUUGUCUGCGCAACCCCAGCCCGCCCGCCAGCAGCGCGCCCACACCGCCUCCCGGCUGGCUGGCUAGCUGGCUGGGCAGGCGUUGCGCCGGACGGGGGUCCUUCUUUCUUCUUGCGCACCCCCUCCGCUUUCUCUCUCUGUUCUCGAGUCUUUGUCAAGUGCCACUCCCCCCUCCGCUCUUCUUCCUCCCAGUUCUCACUUUCUCUCUCUCUCUCUCUCUCUGCACCGGUUCCCCCCUCUUUAUCUUUCUUCCUCGUUCCUUCUUUCCUUCCAUCUUUCUUUCUUCUUUCUUCCUCUCGCCCCUCUUUUGUCCCGAGUCCCACCGUUCUCUCCCUCCACUGAUGUUCGCCUCCUCGCCCUCCCUCCCUCCUUCCUUUCUUUGUGCCUCCAGUAAGUCUUUUCCUCCUGCUGUUGCUACCGUCGCUGCACUUGUUUUUCUGGCCUCUUCGCUCCCCCCCCCCCGCCACGUCUUUCCCAGUUUUGUCUGAGAACCUUCAUCCCAGAACCCCACUUCUGUCCUGUCUCCCACACCCCACCUCACGUCUUUCCUGCGCUGGUGAUGUUGCCCUUCUCGCCCCUCUUUCGUUUUCUGCUCCUUUCUUUUAUCCGGCCUUUCCAGCUCUCUCCCUGCUGCACCCCCUUCUUCCCCGUCGCUCCUGUUUCUUUCAGACUUUCCUUUAUCCCUCUUCUUUUCCUCCACCCGCCAUCUCUCUCUCUCUUCUCUCCCCCCCCUUCUCAAAAAAGUUCAACUUGCCCUUUCGUCUAGCCUCGCAAAAAAACCACUACUCUUGUUCCCACUGAGACACUUAAUGUUGACCUGGCUUAGAAGAGGGGGACAUCAGUAGAUGCAAAGUUAAAUAGUGUUUCACACACCACACCCCCACGCCCACUUCGUAGCUGCCUUUGCUUUGUAUAAAUCAUUUCCAGGGCCACUUGCUAGAUUUUCUCAUCUCACACUUAAGAUGAAUAAUGGCCACUGCAGGGGGUGGAAAUGGGGGUGGGGUCCUUCUCCAUCAGGCAUGGGGGGAAAGGCAAUGGAUGUCUUUUGAGAAAGGGUCACAAAUCCAUACAUUUUACUAGCCACACAGUGCACUGUAGAAAUAAAAAGCACUGGGGAUUCUAUCGCCCUAAGCUAGAUAAUAAAUAAAAUGCAUUAAAUUUAUAGGAGGGGAAAAUGGCAGAAAGUUCCUGUCUCUCUCUGUGCUUUCUGUCUUGUCUUGUCUCUCGUUCUGUUUUUCAAAAAUGGAAAUGCAAAAUCUGAAGUGCCCCCAAGACACUGUGAACACACGCCUGUUACUUUUAAUUGCAUCCAGAUCUAUAUUGUAUCUCUCUGGUCUUACAAAUAUUACAGUCUCCGUCUUGAAGAUUUGGUGCACUUGCCAUUUUCAAUGGGCUGGUGCUAGGGACUCGGUGGGGAAGGCUGAGAAAAUCCCCCCUUUUGUUGAGUGCAUUUCUGGAAGCAAAAGGGGGUGUGGUUCUCUUCUGGACUGUAAUAGUGGCUGGUGCGCAGGGCUGUGUGUGUGUGUGCAGAAAGGAGGCGAAUGCUUGGAGCCUAUAAAGGAUUGAAAAACAGAUUAAUGAAAGUUGAACUUGUUACAGAAAUAUGUGGCCUGUGUUUGUGUGUGUGCUUGUGUAGAGACGACAGUUUAUGUUUUAGAAGCCCUCCUUUUGUCUUCAUUUAUGCACACUUUUCUAUCCUGUGGCUUUUUUUAAGUGGUGCUCUCGCUACAUGACAGACAACAGCUGAGAGCCCUAAAAAAACAAAAUUACACCCCAUGUGUGUGUUAUGUCCUAUCCAUACCCCCAGAGGAAGAUGGCCAAUAAAUUGUCUACCGCCCCCCUCAUCUUCGUCAACACAAAGGUGCCAGAGUCUGCUAAAGUUGCCUUGUUUCAAAAGGAGGGGGGGGUCUCCCCACAUUGAGUUGUUGUUGUUAAUACUCGUGUGUGUGUGUGUGUGCGUGUGUUGUCAGCCCUGGAGAUGUGGUUGUGACUCCCAGUUGUAUAUACCACAAUGAGUGGGGAAGUUUUAUAGGGCCUCUUGGGAGGGAAGAAAGGAAAUGGGGUUUCAGUUGCGAAUUGUGUGGCAGAGGGGGGAAGGAUUAUGGGGCAGAGGAGUGAAAGGAUGAUUCACCGCAAAAACCAGAGCCAUGUUUUCAGAACAGUGGAGCUAGCAAUGGCAGGUCUUCCUCCUACAAACAAAACAAACUGUUAGAGACUUUGGGGCUCAGCAGAUGGGCCCCUACAGCAUAGAGAUGAGCCUUCACCCCCAUAUCCAUGGGAGCAACACCUUUCUGAGACUGUGUAUCAGCACUGCCCUGGUUGUAAAACCACUAUCUCCAACCUUCCCCAGGGAAUAAACAAAACCAAACCUUUCCUCCAUUCCCAAAGUCAGUCAGAGUUCAUUCAAAACCUCUGCAAAGAAAAAUGGGGGGGGGGAGAGCAAGGUCGCAUGGAGCAACACAUGAAAGGGUGGGUGGGUGUGCACCCACCGAAGGUGCCCACCUCUUCCUCAUCUUGUUCAUUGUCCACAUUGACACACUACCACAAGUCCUGUUUUGCCCAGGUGCUCAACACUGGUGGCGCAGGCGAAGAACUGGUGUGAGGUGCAUUGCAGCGAAAGAUGGGCCUCUCUUUGUUUAAUUAUGCUGGGUUCUUAGAGGGGGUGUGUGGAAAGGUGUGUGUGUGUUGUUUUUAAAAUAAAAUUGCCUUUUAAGCCAAAUCCAAAAUGGAAGGGUUGCAUAGCUGCAAAAUAAGAUGCUGCUGUUGUGUUCUCUGGGGUAACCCUGCUGACCCACACUCGGCAGGCGAAGGGGGUGUGUGCAUGGCAUACGGCAGUGCGCUUAGAGAAGGGCUGGCGGAAACUAAUGGUUUUUCCUCAAGAGGAGAAGUGGGCUUCCUCCCACAGUUUUAGAACCGUAAUAAACAGGUAUGAGACAGCUCCUCAGUUCACGUGCACCAGCACUGCUCAAAAUCUUUUUGUUUCUUUUAUUUCCCAUGGAGUGGGACUGCUUUUGCACUGCCCCAAACCUGAAACUCAAAAGCAGAUAAACUAACAAGGCCUGGGAUGGAAGUCGCGGUGUCUGCAUCGCUCAGGAAAGGCUAGGUUCCUGAAGGCUGGCUCUGAAAAGGGCUCCACCACAUCCCCCUUCACCUCAACAAAGAAAGGGUUCUCAGCCCCAUUGUUCUUCAUGGGGCCUGCUAUUGGGUAUCUUUGGAAAAUCUAACCAAUCCAUUUUGCCAAAGGCAGACACCAUGGCUUCCAGCCUUUUCUAUGCACACUGCUCUAUACCGUGCCAAUAACACACACACCCUCCGCCUAUCGAGUGUGGGUCAACAGGGUUACCCCAGAGAGCACAAUAGCAGCAUCUUGUUUUGCUACCACGAAACCCUUCCAUUUUAGAUUUUGCCACAGAACAGAGGAUUACUAGAAUAUCUACUGGCUUGAAGUCUUCGAGUGAGUGAGUAAGUGAGAAAACUAAAUUUAGGCAUGGCUAGAUGAAGCAGAAGAUGGGGGCUAUUAAAAAAAACCUACAGGGGUAUAAAAAUGCAAAUAUUCAGCUUGCUCAAAAUAAAUGUUUGGCCUUCAUUAAUCUACUCCCAGGUUAAAUACAAUCAUGGUUUUCCUUUGCUUAAGUAGCUUUCUUCAUCAAUCAAAGCAUAGAUUGUUAAAAUAUCCAGUGUUGGGAUGGCUUACCAUCUAUGUUAAAGGGGGCCAUUCAGUGACAUUGCUAAACAGCAUUUUUAAUUAGCAGCAUAAAUACCCACUGAUUUGCUUCCCUGUUGUCCUUGAAAGUACAUUGACAAUGGGGUUGAUUUCCAUUCCCACAUCCUGGGCUUCAGGAAUAAAGAGUCCAGGAGUCCUCCAUCCCUAAAUGUAAAAAUGAAAAUCAGGUGUAGCUAUUUUGAUGAGCAAAAACUGUGACACCCCCCAUCUAGGUUUUUGGGAGAGGUACCCAAGCAUGGAUCUGUUUUGUGCAAAAGGCACCAUGAGAGGCAAAGUUCUGCUUGGAGCAUAUGCACGCUCCAUGGAAACUGUGUUUUUAAAAGAGCUGCUUGUAUGCUCUCGACUUAAUCAUGGAGCAAAACAACGCGGCCCUUCAAGUUACGGGAUUUAUAAAGGAUGCAAGAUAAGUUCAUAUUCUGAGUGCAGGCAUCUGCCAAGGGCACUUUAUUUAAUUAUUAAUUCUUUAAUUAUCCAUCCUGAUCUCCACCCUGUUCCAGCUCAGCAGCUCCUGGGCAGGGAAAUACAGUAGUACAUAAGGAAAAACAAGGUGUUAAAGAUAUACAAAUGCACAAAAAGCAAAUGUUUGUGGAAACAGGUUCAAUUUACCAAAUACCUAGUUAACAGCCAUUGAGGAGUUUCAAGCCUUUGGGGGGAAAUACAUUUUAUAGACAUUUUAUAGAAAAACAGUUCCAUUGCUGUGAGGCAACCCUCCACGUAGCCUUUCUGCAUGGACUUGGUGUAUAGACAGUGGGCGCUCUGGGUUGGUCUUAAAACUGGUGAUGGAACAUGAGACUGAAUGUGUUAUCUUAUGGGCUGAGCUAAACGUUAGGAGAAUCAUGCAGUACAACCCUCUGUCCCUUCAGAAUGAAGGUUGUGUGAAUCUUGAGCUUGAUAACAUGUAAAACCCCUCCCUGUGGAAAUCUAGUAUGUAAAGGAGAAGGGUUCUGUGCUUGCCUUCUUGCUGGCAUGCUAUGGAUUGUAGUCAACUAAGUCCUACUCAGUAGACCCACAAAAAUUAAUGACCCUAAGUUAGUCAUGUCUAGUAACAUAAACAUGGCUACUCUGAGUAGAACUAGCGUUGAAUACAACUCUUUGUCUUUGCAUUGCAUCCAUUUAGUGAGCAUUUUGAAGCAGUAUAGCUCUUUAUCUGAUCACAUAGAUCAUCUUGAAUAUUCAGGUGCAUCAAGAACAGCCAAAGAAGGACCUCACUAUUUUUUAAAUAGGGACUGCUGGAGCCAUCAUGAGAUGCAUGACUUUGAGUGCAGGAGGCCCUUGUUCAGCCCAACGGAUUAAUGAUGUGGUGAUAGUGUCAUGUAAUACAGUAUAUAGAUAGAACAUUUCAGUCAAAAGUGGUGGAGUUAUGUGGAAAGCUGUAACUUCAUUGACUUUUAGCAGAAACCAUACUAUUAGUGAAAUUAUCCUCCUUGGCAUUGUGGCUGAAGGUGGUAGCACUAUACCCCCGCCCACUGCAAGUCAAAACCCUGUUUUCUCUGCACAGCAUAAUGGGUGGAGCAUGCCAGGCUGUGAAUGAUGCUUCAGCCAGCCAAAGUCACCAUGGUUUGGUCUUAGCUUUUCCCCACACUCACUUUUGCACAUACCUGCACCAGUGAUUUAUAUACCAUGACCUAAGUUUAACAGGAGCCACCUCUUCUGCAGUUGUGUAGUAUGGCAAAUAAAUUGCUAAGUUUAACUGUGGUUGUUCUCCUCUAGCACAAAACCAGAGAACUUCCCAGGAGAAUCCUAGAGCUUACUCCUGUGCAACACAAAGUGGAUUGAACGGCACAAAUAGCAGGGUGUGGGACAUUUAAAAAAAUGUUUCUAGACCUCAUGAUUGCAACAAAAUAAUGCUUUCUUCUUUAACAAUAAUACUUAGGAUUUAUAAAGUGUUUCAGUUAUGUUAUCUUGGUUAUCUUUACAGCAACCCUCACAACUAGAGUGGGACUCCCCUAGUGCUAUUUGAGGGAGAGGGAGUUGCACCAAUACUAUGCUGGCAUGAGCUGGUGGAAGUUGCAGUCCGAAAACACCUGGAGGGCACCAGGUUGGUGAAAUCUAGUAUAGAGAGUGGAAAAGGGAAAAAAGUCACCAGUUCUAGACAAACUUCCUGGCAUGUCUGUGCUGGAGGAAGGUGCCUGGAGAAGUUUUAGAAUGUUGUUCUUUAGAGGCUUGCAAAAUUGGCGUAAUUUUGUACUUGGCUUAAUUAGACCUGGCUUUUUUUUUUUUGCUAGUGCCAAGACUCAGCUCUAGAAUGCAUGUGGUAAAAAUGGAUGAAAGUGCUGUUGAGAAGGUGCAGGGAGCAUUUCCUUCACAUGUGUAAAAUGCAUUUCCUUUGACAGUGAAUAGUGACGUUGUCCUUGCUCAUUAGGGAUUGGUGAGGGGUGUAUUCCAAAUCGGCAAGUGGUGUUUCCAGCAAAUUUGAAUCCUGAGACCUAUUUUUCUAGAAAAUUAAGUGGUGCUCAUGAGAAAAAGAUAGGCAAAUCUUAUUUCAGGUUUCUAUACGUGUAAGGUAGAAGUGAGGAAUCUCCGGCCUGGAGGACAAAUGUCUAAGCCUCUAUUUCUGGGACUUUUUCCACAGGAGCCAAACUCUCACUGGCUUUGUUUUGUACCCUAAGUGUUUUAAUGCCUUGCUGGAAUGUGUCCUUGAACUCUAAUAAUGUCUCCUCCUUGCUUCAGUGAAAGAUAGCAAGGGGUGUGUGAGCGUGUGAAGAAAAUACCCUAAUGUACAAAAGUAACAUUUGCAUUUGUUUCUCACCCCUGGUAUAUCAGAUCCCAUGUGUCACAGCAAGGAAAAGAUAACAGUACAGUACUAUUGCCUGCUUCACACAUUAUUAUUAUUAUUAUUAUUAUUAUUAGGUAUACGUGCCAAAUUUUAUCACAUGUAUUUCAACAAAUGUAACUUUUUUGACAAUAGUCAAAUAGACAAUAGUCCCAGAAAACUGAUUUUUACCAGAGCCUCUGAGUCACACCUGAGAGCCAGUUGCACAUUCUCCACAUCUUGAGGAGAAUUCUGGAUGGUUGUUCAUAUUGUAACAUAGCAAUUCCCAACUUGCCAUUGAAAGUAUAUUCACCAGAAAGCUGCCAGUACUAGGUCCUGAAUAAGACGGUUCACACAUAACAAAUCAAGUGAGGAACUGCAUGUGUAACUGGGUCGUCACAGGCAGAACCUCUAUUUCACCUCACACUAUCUUUAAACAAUACUUGUCAGUUUAUACAUUUCAGCUGCCAAACUUUCAAGUGUUCACUAAUGAAGUGUAUGUAAUAUACGUGUAUGUGUGAAGCAAAACCAUGUGUUUGACACUUAGGUUUGAAAACCUGGGUUUGUCAUAUGGAUAAUUCACAUUUGUUAAAUGUAUGUGUUUUGGGGUGGUGGUUGUUGUUUAAAACAGGCCCCCAACACUUAUGGGCCUGGAGAUACACUGGGAAAUCUAAGAAACUCAUGGACACCACAAAAUAUUCCUUUAAUGGAAGAAAAACUGCUGAUACUCAGAACACCUACAGCAAAGCGAAACAUCUACACACACUGCAAAAUAAGUAGAAUUAGCAAAAAAAGCAGGCAAAACCCCACCCAGCAAUCAAUUCCUCUUCACAGGUAACUCUGGGAGUUGUAGCUCUGUGAGGGGAAUUUGUGGCCUCCUAAAAACUCUCAGCACCCUUAACAGGCUACAGCUCCCAGGAUUCUCCUGGUUUCUAAUGAUAUCAUAGCACUUUAAAUGUAUGGUGUGGAUUCAUCCUCAGUCUGCCUGAGAGAAGCCUGUUGCUUUGUAUUUUAUACCAUUCAUUUGUUUUAGUAUUUUAAAAUUGUGAACUGACUUGGCAGCAAGGCGGCAUAUCAAAAGAAAGAAAGAAAAGAGCAUAGGGUUGUCAAGUGUGAAUCAAUUCUGAGAAGAGGUCCUGACAGAGAAUUCUGAGGGUGGACUAGCUUCAGCAGGGUGGGGCUGUUAUUUCCUUCACCUUGCAACUUUAAUUUGGUUUUCUCAGACCUCUAUACGUGUUUCUGGCCCUUUCUGAGUCUUUUCCUCAGCUCCCAUUUAUUCAGCCCUCUCCCAAUUCUCUAUAGAAGUUGUGUCCUGAGAGGGUUUGAGAACAUAAGAGUCCUGGGACCCUCUUAUAUUUUCAUUUUUACCUCAUGUUUACCUCAUGUGGAAGCACCACAACAUCAGAGGCUGGAUCACAAUUCCCUUCCAGAAGGUUCUGAAGGGCCAAACCAGUCCCUCAAAAUUGCCCACAGAACAUGGUAGCUGGGUUUUAAUGGCAUUCUUGCAUGCCCAUAUAAGAGAGCCUGAGUGAAACCAGCUUUCCCAGAGGGCUUGGCCCUUUUCAUACAUUUUUUGUUCACUAAUGAGCACAUGGGGUGUGUGUGUGUUUGUAUGUAUCAAAUUCAUAGCCUGCCCUUCCAAAGGGAGCCCAGGGCAUCUCACAGAAAUAAAAUUACAUAAGAACAAUUAAAAGCAGCACACACGACAAGCAAAAGUAAAAACUUCAUAAAAUUAUCAGCCAAAAGUCUGGACAUAUAAGAAAGUCUUUAGACGUUUCUUGAAUUCAAGUAAAGAGGGAGACCUCCUGAUUUCCCUUGGGAGGGAAUUGAGAGGGUGCCACCACUGAGAAUGUCCUGUCUCUGGUUACACCCUGCAAGCUCCCCGUGUUCUGAGGUAAUCUUUUCAGGAACCUAUGCAUGUGCACCCAAACACAUACAGUGGUACCUCGGGUUACAUACGCUUCAGGUAACAUACGUUUCAGGUUACAGACUCCGCUAACCCAGAAAUAUUACCUCGGGUUAAGAACUUUGCUUCGGGAUGAGAACAGAAAUCAUGCAGCGGCAGCGGGAGGCCCCAUUAGCUAAAGUGGUGCUUCAGGUUAAGAACAGUUUCUGGAACAAAUUAAGUACUUAACCUGAGGUACCACUGUAUAGGCUCCUCUCUGGAAAAUGGAGAGUCACAAAUCACAUGUUUAGGAGGCUGUACAGUAGAACCUCGAGUUGCAGAUGUAAUCCAUCCUGAAGGCACGUCCACAACUCGAAGCGUUUACAUCCAGAAGCACUGUGUCUGCGUAUGCGCAUGGCGCGAUUUAGCGCUUCUGCGCAUACGUGAGCGGCAAAACCCAGAAGUAACUAUUCUGGUACUUCUGGGUUGCCGCAGGACGCAACUUGAAAAAACUUAACCUGAAGUGGACGCAACAUGAGGUAUGACUGUAUAUGUUUGGGUGCAAGAGCAUAGGCCCCAUGCAAGUGAUACAUUUCCACCUUAUGAAAACAGCUCUUGUCUUCCUCCAGAUGGGUUAUGAAAGAGGUGUCAGACAUAAAGCUUUAUUGGGAUGUUUUAGGGUCCACCCCAACUGCUACUCAAAUGACUGAAAUAUAUUUGGGGCUCAGAAACUGACAGAAAGAGCCUCUCAUCACGCUGCCUUUCUUGCCAUGCACUCUAAAGCAGCAUUUUCAUACCAUGACCCAUCUUUAAUUCUAACCUGCAACUUGGGAUCCAUUUUUCUUUUUUCUUUUCACUAUACUAAUUUCAUUUUAAGGUUGUAUUUUCCUGCUUCUCUUUCUCCUCACCAUUUUUCAGGCUCUCCCCAUGUCUUUCUGCUUUACCUGAAACUGUUCUUAACCUGAAGCACCACUUUAGCUAAUAGGGACUCCCGCUGCUGCCACGCCGCCGCUGCAUAAUUUCUGUUCUCAUCCUGAAGCAAAGUUCUUAACCCGAGGUACUAUUUCUGGGUUAGCGAAGUCUGUAACCUGAAGCGUAUGUAACCUGAAGCGUAUGUAACCCGAGUUACCACUGUAUUGUGCCUAGAAGAUGCAAACCUCCAGCCUAAAAAAAACCAAACAGCCCCUGGAGAGCACAGUUCUAUAAACUGACAGGUUGGGCUAGCCCCCAUCUUUUUGGAGGGGGCCCAACAGGAUGCCAUUAAUGGUCGUGGGACCUUCUUGUCAGCAAACGUGCCCCAAGAGCCACCAUGCACAUGACCCAGCAGCAUUGAGGAAGAAAAGCAGCAGCCACUACUUGGUCAGUGCUUGCCUGUUCUCCUUCCAGGUGGCGGUCCCCCAUAUUAGGUUUCUUCCUUCUUUCAUGGUGGCCAAAAUUGAGCCUGGUAGGCCCAGCCCUCACUAUGUCCCUUCGAGGGCUAGAGCAAGGGGGUGAGGGUAGCUGCAGUGGCUCUUCAGCACUGCGACCACUCAUUCACUUGAGGUGGGCCUGGAAGUCUUGGGCUCUACCACAGGUCACCAGCUCCUGAUGCUGGCUGAGGCAGUCAACUUCAAAAUUUUGUGCCUCUUUCAACCCCUUGGCUGCAACCUUUUAUUUAAUUUAUUCAUCUAUUGAAAACACAAAUAAAAAAUAUCCAAAGCAGUUCACAAAAGCAAUAAACAAUCAUCCUAAAACAUUAAAAGACAUGUAAGCCUAAGUGGAGGAAUUCAAAACAAUAUGCACUACUGUAGAUGGUGGUAUGUGCUAAAUGAGUAUUAAUAGUCAAGCAAUAUCUGAGUGGACAGUAUUUAUUUAUUUAUUUAUUUAUUUAUUUAUUUUGACACAGGCUAAGACCACGGCCAGCUCUACUAUAAGGCAGAGUGAGGCAUCUGCCUCAGGUGGCAGAAGCUGCUGAGUAUCAGCAGCUCACAAUUGCUUUUCUUGAAUUCCCCUUUGUUGCCACACGGCCUGUUCUAGGCCCCUUAAUCUGACCAGCUAACCUGUCACCAGUGCUGAAGUCAGAUUUCAGUGUUAGUCCAGUGGCUUUUCUAUACAUUGAAUUGGGAAGGGGACCAUCUUGUUAUUUGCCUCAGGCAGCAAAAUUUCAUAGGUCAACCGUACCAAAAACAGUAUGGUCAUACUCCGAACCUAUCCAUGCAGCUCAAUGCAAAGCAUGUUUCCUUGGAAGUAGUAUUAAGUGGGAUUUACUCCCAAGUAAAUGUAACCAUAAGUUGUCUUCCCUGUGUGCUUAGCUUUUUUCUGUAUGUUUUGUUUCCUUGUCCUUUUCCUUUGCAUUUUGUGUUCUUUUAAAAAACUCGAAACACCUUUAUACCGAAAUAAGUGCAAAGAAAAUGGUGGCAGUGUCAUGGUGUGACGGUGACCCACCUGAAGCCAGGAUGUGACCCACGUGAGGGUUCCUCUGACCCACCAGAUGAAGAUUGAUGCUAUAAAUUAUUAAGAACAAGUGACAUGCAAUAAUUGUUCAGUGUUGUUUGUGUGUGUGCACGCCAUUUUUGAAAUCAAACUAGGGCAGAGCCCAGAGGAGGACCCAGGCACUACAGAGCAGGGGCCAAUGAUUUUUAGUAGAUCAUUGGAAGAAGAUGUUGCAAAUGCGUUGCAAAUGCGUUCUUUUGCAAGAUAGAAAUGAAAACAAAAGCUAUAUAUUCAGUUCACCACUUUUAAAAAAGUAUUUUGGGGUGGGGAAAAGGAGCCUCACCUAUUUCUUUUCUGUCAGCUGGGCUACAGCAGCUAGUCACCUGGCAACCCUAAACAGUGGGAUUAUUAAUUUGGUGUCAAAUCCUGGUGGAAUUGACUUAUUUGUGCAGACUGGGGGGAGGGGGUUAAAGGCCUGACCUCCAGGUAUCUGCUCAGUGAGUGAAUAAACACAUUUGAAAUCAACAGUCCUGGGUUAAAGCAUGAAAGCUACAAAGCAGUGUUUUGAAAGCUCUGGUAUCAUACUGGUAUACACACCAGAGAUCUGCUGCAACUCAGUGGCAGACCUGGUUUUUGUUUUUCUCGCCGCUUAACAUACAAAUUAGUCAAUGUUUUACAAACAAUGGAUCUUGUGGUAGUCACUGAGAUUAUUCCACUAGGAGAGGGUUCUUUUUAAAUUACGGCUUCAUUUCCAGAAGAGAUUAAGGCCAUUGCUCUGGAUAGUGUGUGUGUAUUCUGUGUCAUAGUAACUGCAGGUCUGUACCAAGAGAAACUGUAUUCUGCAUCCUGGCAAUGCAAAUUUGAGUGACAAACUUGCUUCAUUUUACGCAAUUUAUUUCACCAUUUUACUCUUGGGCAUUCUGCUGCCUCUUGUCAUGGGAAGGAGCUAUGGAGGACUCUGAAGUCUCCCAACCUCUGAAAACUUUAACCAGCAAUUUGCCAACCCUCUGAGUUUCACUAUGAAGCAAAUACUCAUAACCCUAACAGCCAGAAACUUUCUUUAAAAGAGAGAGAGAGCGCUCAGAUUCUUAGGAAUGUUAAUUUGCACCUAAUACUGUAUGCUGCGCUUUUGCAGAAUCACAGUGCACAAGCAGCCCCAAUACCUCCAUCAGGUAAUCAGGUCCAGAACUCCCACUGAGACCAGUGAAAUAACGGAUGCCCCACUGAGGCAGGCCCAACUCAUUCAAUGUUUUCCAUUGCAAUACAGUAGAUCUAGAGCCAAAAUAGAUUGCCAACUUGAGUGCCUCUUAGUAAUGUGAACAAAACCACGCAGGGGCAGACCAGAGUGGGGAGUGUGCACUGAGGAGGAAGAAAAGUCCGUGAAUGAGCAUGUAAAAUUUCUAGCAAAUUCAAGCAAACCUUGGUUCUGCAGAUCAGACUGGCUGAGAAUCUAGGGCAGUAGGAAAUUGUCUCCUGAAGCUCAGCUUAAUUCAAUUUCCUCCCCCCCCCCCAACAACCCAACGCCUUUGCCUCAGGACCCCUCCCCCUAUACUUUGCACCUGCCCAAGCUUCCUUUCCUGUUGUCACCCCCUCCCCUUCCUGGUCGGGCAUGGAAAACAUGUGUCCAAGAUGACCAUCCCGACAGCGACACACCCACUUUCUACUGUACUGCGAUACAUUCAAGAUCCGCGCCUGGCUGCUGCUGCUGCUGGCAGUGCCGUUUUUUCAUGCAAAAACAGUUUACACUGGCAAUGCAGUGAGGCACAGAUAUUCCAAUGGUUGGCUGGCGAUCUGUAGCACAUGCUUUAAUGAUAAUAAUAAUAAUCUUCAUCAUCUCCAGGUUUUGUUUAGCUUAACCCCUCCCCCCCAAUGUGUUAACUGUACAGCAGAUAUAUAUAUAUAACCUUUAUUUAUUUUUACAAAGUCUGUAGGAGCAUAAUAGGAUUUCCCCCCCUUGCCUAGAUAUGUUUAUUUCAUAAAGGAAUCGUUCUAAUUAUUAUUCAGCCUGUGCUGCAAGCCAGGGUUAAGAUUUUCAAGAUGCCCGCCUCUGUCUGGCCAAGUAAAGGGAUUUUGAUUAUACUUUGUAGAAUGGAUGCACACCUGAGACAUAUUCUGAACACUGAGAAAAAUUAAGUGUGAACAUGACAAACAGGUGUUUGAAAAAAUCAUGGUAAUAUCGGGGUGCUGCAACCUCCCUAGGAUCACCUUAGGCUCCCUAUCUAUCUGGCUUUGUUUCAGUGUCAAGCAGCCCACAGUAUAAAUCAAGACAUACAUUCCCUCACUCACCAAAUAAAAAAUGGAAGUCUAAACAGCAUUGGCUAAAUUAUAAGUAUUUGCAAGUAACUGCUUUGAACCUAUGAACAAUUAGAUCCUUAAAAGAGUAAUCUUUAGCCUUUCCAGGCUGGAGACAAGCCUGUAACAUGCCAUGUAGGAUCACACUGCUGAUUUUCACCUUCCUGUUUAUUUCUAUGAACAGAAGAAGCUGCCUAAUGCAGAACCAGGUCACUAGCCCAGUGCUGCCUCCUUUAACUGGCAGUGGCUGUCCCAAGGUCGCAGGAAAAGGCAUUUCCUUUCUUAGCCACCUAAGGUUUGUUUAAAUAGAGAUGUCAAGGAGUUGAGCUGGGAUCUUCUGCAUGCAAUGCUGGUGCUUUACCCUUGAACUGGGCCCCUGUCAAGCUGGUAUCAUCCCCUCUGUUUGUCUCCUGCUUGAUUUCAUCCUUCUCUCUAUCUUUGUAUCUCAAACUCACUCUCUCUCUCCCCACCCCCUUGCAACUCCAAAUUUACAAGGAGCAAGAGGCUGGGAUCUGACACAGGGCCUUUCCCAUUAUAGCAUCCAUCCUUCGGAAUUCACUGCCUGGGAAAAUCCACCAAGCUAUUUCCUUUGUUCUUCCACCAACCUUCAUACACACAAAACCUUUCCCAGACUAUUGUUAUUGAUGCUGAGUUUGUUUAUCCUGAUUUUGACUGGUGUUUGUGUUUACAUUAGGUUGCAUAGUGUACUUCCAUAGACAACAUUGUGCAGGAAAAAGGGAAGUACCUGCAUAACUGCAACACCUUUGCUCUCCAACUACAGGAGGACCUCCCCCCUUUGUCAUUUCACAUUUCCACCUGCUGAACAUGAUUAAACUGAUCUUAAGUCUUUAUUUUUAAAGACUUCAAAAUGUGCAUCAGAAUGUAUAACCUAAUAAUUGUUCCGGCUGUAGGUACGAACUGACUGUGACAGAUUGCUUGUGUCCAUGUGCAUGCAUUUAUUAGUGCAUUUAAGUGCACUUGUUCGGAUGCAAUUGUGGAGAGUCUUGACUUCUAAGAGACCAAACAUCCUUAGAAGGCAAGAUAGAGACAAGCGUGGAGUUCAUGAUAUUAUUUUAAAAGAUAUUUUAUGCAGCAAAGUAACUUGUGGAUUUACAAAGAUUGGCUUACUGCACUAUUGUGUCAAGUAAAAGGGUCUCCACCUUCAUUUCUACCUGACAUGCUAGGUUUCUAUGUGCAGGGAGCAUUCAGUUACAUGAGCUGCAGCCUGAAAUGGUACAACCUACUUCAUUUAGGGCCAAACUUGACAUGAUGGCAGCUAUUAUGUGUGUCCUGACCUAGCACUACCCCAACCACAUAGGAGCAGGAAUGGGGGUGGGGUCCUGUUCUUAAAAUGGGGGCAGGGCAAACAUGUGAGCCCCCAUUUUAUGGUGUGCUUCUCUACAGCCUCUCUCCCAGCUCCAAGUAGAGAAAGUUCAGCAUCCCUUACCUCCUUUUGCUUUUAAACUUGCACAGACACACUCACUUGAUACAUAACAGGGAUUGUUUAGUGUUUAAAUAUAUCAUGCUCUACCCAUUGCAUCUACCGUAUAUUGGCCCCAGGAACAAGGCCUAAUCAUACAGGUCUUCAUGGUCAUUUGAGAUGUCCAGAGAAACAAACAAUUCAGAUGUGCACACAAUUUCUCUCACUUUCAUGCUCCUAGUGGUGCAGUAAUAAAACUGCUAGCUAAGCAGGCUCUGGUAUGGUUUCAAACUAGAUGAGGGACCCUGUGCUGAGAUUUCUACAUUGCAAGGGGUUGGACUAGAUGACCCUCGAGGUCCCUUCCAACUCUAUGAUUCUAUGAAUGUUUUUUUUUUCCUUUGCUUUUUGGCACGCUGGAACUCAAAAAGCUUUGCUAUAUGGCUUGGUUUCCUUAAUUAACAAGGCCCUUAAUUAACGAGUUCUUGUUUAGAAGUGGUGGAAGAUCCCACAGCUCCACUUGAGGUUGAGAGAACAUCUACUCCACCAACGUAUAUUGGUUUUAUACCAAUUUGGUUGUCAUGUGUCCCUCCCCACAAAAACACAAAGUACACUAUCCUGGGAAUUGUAGUUUGGCGAGAGAGUCUCAAACCCCUAUAUCAGAACUACAAAUGCCCAGAGCAUGGAAAUGACUAUAAAAUCCGUUCAAGACUGUACUGCAGAUAUGUUCUGAGUAUGGAUAUAAUGGGUGGGAAAACCUACCCCAACAAUUCAGUCCAAAUUCAUAGCAGAGGAAAACAAGCUCUGAAACGGUUACGUUACAAAAAUCGAGUUGAAUUAGUAACUUGGGCCACAUUGCAGGUGUGCAAUUACUUGGAAAGGGAUUCCGUUUUUAAGGCUUCUUUGGAGUAUGGGGGACUUUUAAGACAGCAAACUUGUUCUUGCAAGCAUUCCGCCAUCAAGUCAUGUUUGCAGCUCCGCACCCUAUUCAUUCGACUUUGAGGCAAUUUCCUGGGACAUGGCAGAAACAACAUACAUGACAGGGUGGCAAGCAUUCACAAGUCCAGCCCUGCCAGGCAAAACCUAGCAAGAAAAGUUAACAAUUUCCCUAGAUCACUUCCACGUGCAAAGAGGUUGGCAUCGAUAUUGUCUUCAGCUCACCUACUACUCAGUAGUGUGCCUGCUUGGGCUGGGAGAAUGGGGCAGAAUAUGCAGGGAUGUGUACUUCUUGCUUCCUUCAUGUAGGGGGGGGGGUCUCACCUCCCUCCAACUCUGUUUCAAGAGGAAGGGUUCCCUCCAUCUGCCUGACUCUGCGGCACCCUUUGUCCUGUUUCUGGGCCAGUCACAGCCUCCCCCACCCAUGGUUGCCUGCCUGCCUCCUUUUGUCUGUUCCUUGAUUCCCCCUCCCCCUUUCCUCCUCUACGCUCUCCUUGUCAGGGUCCCUUUUGCCUUUUGGUCUGCAGCGUCCCCCCUCCUCUUUUUUAUUUUUUACCCUGCCUGCAUCCCUUUCUCCCCCCUCCCCAGAGAGCCUUGUGCAGCAACAUUUGUCCCCAAUUACAUCUCUGCCUUGGUUUCCUUCCCAUCUGCGCCCAGCAUGGGCUUCCCCAUCCUUUGUCUCUCCGUCUCUAUCACCCCUUUGUUUCACCUUUCCUAUUACACGAGGGCUCUUUCAUUGCUCUUCCUCCCUCUAGCUCCGCUCAGCCACUACUACCACCACUACUACCCAUUAAAUCAGGGAGGGCCUCCGUGUCUAUCUUAGCUGAACACAUCUGGGAAGAAGAAUCGGUCGCCACUGUUUUGUCUCCUAAACAGGCCCUGGACGGCGGCAGAUUUUCACAAUGCAGAUUCCCGGCCCCAAUGAAAUUGAUCCUUUCGGUGCAGUGAGAGAGAGAGAGAGAUCAGUCCAUUAGGGGCAGCAUUCCCCCCUCCCCCCAACUGCACUGCAUUUGUAUCCUCCCAAGGCGCAAAGCAGCAGUGAGUGGGGCUCUCUGGCUUUCUGCCAGUGCUUGCCAUCUAGACUGGGAUUUCUGAAAACAUACCUUACCUCAAGUCUUUCUUGGGAUAAAUUAUUUAUCCCAGUUCCAUGAAUACAGAGGAGGGAAGAAAUAAGUUUUUGUCUCUAGGAUAUUUCAUCUUGGAACAUCCUACUUUUCGUUUGUUUGUUUAAUGAUGUUAUGCCAUAAGGGCAGGGAUGGGGAACUUUUGGCCCUCUGGGAGUUGCUGGACUACAGCUUCCAUCAGCCACUGCCAGGAGGGCCACUGGUCAGGGAUUGUGGGAGUUGUAGUUUAACAAUGUUCUUGUUCUCCAGCUCCCAUAAACCCCCAGCCAACAUGGCCAAUGAUCAGGUAUGAUGAGGGCUGAAGUCCAGUGACAUCUGGAGAGCCACAGAUUCCCCAUCCUUGUUCAGUGGAAUUUUCUUUUUUCUGCCACCUUCACUAGCAUUCAUCAGACCUUUUAUAAAAUGCAGUUGUGCUUGAAAUGGCCUCAUACGUGGGGCAAAGAAUUGCAUCCAGGUGAUCUCUCCAAACUUGUGAUUCCCAGUUGCUGGUAUUCAGAGGUGCACUGGUUCCAAUACUGGAGGUAGUACAUAGCUGACAUGCCUGGUAGCCACUGAUCCUCCAUGGGUUAGUCAAAAGUAAGGACUUAGGGCACUUACCCCCAGUAGUUUAUUGUGGAAUCAGUGCUUUUUACAGCAUCAUUUACUGAGGGGGGGGGGGGAUAAUAAGAUUUUGCAUAGAAAAAGAAACUAGAGAUUUAGUAAGAAAGUAAUAUGGGGCAGCAUUUUGAUGAUGACAUCAUAUGGAUGCAUUUUGCUUGUGGGGAACAAAUCAUGGAAUGUUAGCGCUGGAAAGGAGAAAUGUAACCUAGGACUCGGCUAGAUUGGUAAAGAAAAAGCAAUUUACAUGUGUUGUAUAUGUGAUACAACAUUGUGCCACCAGAUGGUGAUGUGGUCUCCCAUUUUUCUCUACCUGUUUUCCCUGUUUAAAUUUACAACACAUUUAACUGAAACACUUCUUUGAUGUGUCUAGAUGCAGCCCUAGAGUGGUGGAAAUGCUACCUUACUCACAGCGUUCCAAGAGACUGUCUUGCUGGAUCAGACCAAAGCGUCAGUUAGUCUGGUUCCCCACAGUGACCUACCCCAGCCACUGGUAUUUGGAGGCAAACUACCUUUGAACAUGGAGACUUGAUUUUGUUAUCAUGGCAAAUGGUGAUUGAAAAAUCUCUCUUCCAUAACUUUGUCCGAUCCCCAUAAGGAUUCUGUAUAACAUCCAACAUGAGAGGCAGCCUGCCAUUGAAAACUAGUUGCUGGGGAGGGGGCUCCUGCCUUCAUGCCCUCCUUCCCAUAGACUGGAAUAGAUGGAUCUUUGGUCUGAUCCAGCACAGGCUCUUCUUACAUUCCUAAAGCCACACAGAAUAGUGGUUAUCAGCACACAUUUCUCCAACAAACCCCCUUAGUUGUUGUCUGAAGAAAUAAUCUUCUCUGAGGCCUAUUAAAAACACUUUAAAACUAGUUUCAAUCAUAAAAAUAAGGUGGGUCCUGAAAAUAUACACUUCAUGUCAAAAGCCAGGGUAAAGAGAUGUGUCUUCAGUAUUCUCUGGAAUAUUGAAGGUGCCAGACUCACCUCUGUGUGGAGGGAGUUCCACAAUUUAGGGGCUACCACAGAGUAUGUUCUUUCCCAUUUUUCCACAUGGCGCAUCAUUUCAUUAGCCCGUUAGUUGUCUUUUUGCUAAACUAAAAAGCCCAAAACAUUGUUUGUAACCUUUCCUUCUAGGGUAGUUGCUCCAGCGCACUGAUCAUUUUGGUUACUCUUUUCUGUCCCUUCUCGGAUUCUUCAAUGUCAUCUUUAAGGACUUUGUGGUGGCCAGAACUGUACAUUGCACACAUCCUCAGUGUCUUUCAGAACUGGGCCUACCACUAACUCGUAUAUCCUUUGUUUCUUUUCUGUCUUUAAAGGUUGCAAAAUCAAAGCUCUGAGGGCAAAGACUAACACCUACAUCAAGACUCCAGUACGUGGGGAAGAGCCUGUCUUUAUGGUGACUGGGCGGAGGGAAGACGUCGCCAUGGCAAGGAGGGAAAUUAUUUCUGCAGCCGAGCACUUCUCCAUGAUCCGCGCUUCUCGUAACAAGGCUGGCACCACCUUCGGCAGUGCUCCAACCUUGCCGGGGCAAGUCACCAUCCGAGUCCGGGUCCCAUACCGCGUGGUAGGCUUAGUGGUGGGGCCUAAAGGAGCUACCAUCAAGCGGAUCCAGCAGCAGACCAACACCUACAUCAUCACACCCAGCCGGGACCGGGACCCUGUCUUCGAAAUCACGGGAGCCCCAGGCAAUGUGGAGCGGGCCCGAGAGGAGAUUGAAACUCAUAUAGCCGUCCGGACAGGCAAGAUCCUAGAAUACAACAACGAGAAUGACUUCCUGUCUAGCAGUCCUGACUCGGGCAUGGAGAACCGAUACUCAGAGGCCUGGCGGGUUCACACUCCAGCCCCUGGAUGCAAGCCUCUCUCCACCUUCCGUCAGAACAGCCUCGGGUGCAUUGGCGACUGCUCUGUGGACCCUGCCUAUGAGACACCCCGGCUGAAUGACCAAAAUGAUUUCAAUUACAGUUACCUCUUCCCCAACUAUGGUGUCAACAAACAAGAUCUGUAUUAUGGCGUGCCAGAGUCUGGUGCUCCUUUGUGGGCUGGGCAGGAGAACACCAACCCUGUCUCGGUCCUCUUCUCCAAGCAGCAGCGAUCUAGCAAUACGGGCACCAUCCAUCCCAACUCGCACCGCUCCCCAUCCUCAUCUAUACAAGAGCCUACCCUCUCUGGGCUUCCUAGAAGGUCUCAGGGGGAGCCUUUGCAAGGGUUUUCCAAACUGGGUGCUUCUGCUGCCACCCGGACGUCCAUCUCCAGCAGCCGGGAGUGCAUGGUGUGCUUUGAGAGUGAGGUGACGGCAGCUCUGGUCCCCUGCGGCCACAACCUCUUCUGCAUGGAGUGUGCCGUGCGGAUCUGUGAGCGGACUGACCCAGAAUGCCCCGUGUGCCAUGCAGCAGCCACUCAGGCCAUUAGAAUAUUUUCUUAAGAGAGAGAGAGAGAGAGAGAGAGAGAGAUUGAGAGAGGGGGGAAAAGACAACAUAGGGGGAACUGAAGUGGGUGACAGGACGGGAGGGAGGGGACAGCAGAGAGCGAGAGAAAAAUACAGAUAUGAAAUAAUUUGAAGAAUGAACGAAUUAGGGGGGAAAACAAAAUGAAAUUAAUUUAAAGGAGAAGAAAGAAAUUAUUUUAGGAGCAAUGUAGGGUUAUUUUUAAAGAAAAUAAUAAAGAUGAUGAUAAAAUUAAAAUGGAGAAGCCAGGAAUAUUUGGGAAGGUAAUCACUACACUAUAAAGCCUGUAGUGUCAUUUUUAAAUCGAGAAACUCUUUAACACACACGCAAGUGAUUCUCAAGCAACGUGGGAGGUACGAUGUGGUGGCAUUUUGGGGCAGGGCCUGUGGUUUCUGCCAGCAACAGAGAGAAGUCAUUACUGGACAGGUCAGGGGUCGUCUUCUCAUCCCGCAAACCCAGCCUUGGCCUUGGUCUGAACGUGGUCUGAAGUUGCUGGGCCCUUCAACCUGCCUGGUGGAUGAAAAGCUCAGAAAGAAGUAAAUCAGGAAGGGAAACAAGAAAGAAUAAUGAGAGAAACCAUCAGCCUCUGGGAACCUGAUCAAACGAGGGCACAACUGUAUUACCUCAAAACACUUAAAAAGAAAAAGAAGCAGCUAAAGAUCUUUAUAUUCUUUUUCCUCUAUUUUUUUCCUAAGAAAAAAAAUUAAAAUGAAAAAUAAUAUUAGAGCCAGUGAAAUGGGGAAAUGGGGGUGUUAGAAGAGCCCCGAGAUAAAAUCCUCCUGGCCACCGUUUUAUUUUUCCAUUUUGAAUCUUCUGAGCCACCACAAAACUCUUUUGAACUUUGAUUUUUCUUUUUCCUAUUCGAGCAGGGAUUCAUCUAAUAAGAAUCAGGAGUCACUAACAGGGUAUUUUCCAAAAACAAACCCCCCACACCACAAAUCAACGCUUCCAUAUUCCCACUCAAGGGGGAUUUGGUGAGGGUUGACAUCCAGGUUUCUGCAUUUCGCUCCCCGCACUUGCCAAGCGAUGCAAUUUCAAACAUUCAUGCAAAAAGACAAACCUUGUUUUUUCCUUCCUUUGUUUCUCUUCAUUUCAACAACGACAAUUUCGCACCAAAACCUAAGAAAGAUGAUCAUGCAAUACUGGCAGCGAAGCCCACUUAAAACAAACCCACAACCCAACAGAAAGCAAAAAAUAUAUAUAUACGAAUUAACAUGUUUAUAUAUAAUUUUGUCGUCUUUUUAAAAUGGACCAAAACUUUUGUUACACAAAAUCAAAUAAAGAGAUAAAAUAAGAGUAUAUCCUUAUGGACCAAAACCUCUUUUUGCUGUCCUCAUCUGGAUCUUCCUGAGGUUGCCCUAGUUUUAUAUAUUAUAUUUUUUUCACAAUGAAGCAAACAGACACAUGCUC